Brugia pahangi is the source of this 612-nucleotide messenger RNA. Lineage: Eukaryota; Metazoa; Nematoda; Chromadorea; Rhabditida; Onchocercidae. The record is from the annotation of a GenBank genome assembly.
AUGAGUGAAGAAGAACUUAAAAUGAAAGCUUUAAAAGAGCUGCAAAUAGCCAAGGAUCCUGUGGAACGGCUGAGGCUGCAAUGCUUAGUACGUGGGAAUGCUGGAAUAAAAUCUUUGGGACGAUCAUUCCGAAUUAUGGAUGAUAAUGGCAGUCGUACGCUUGAUCUUGAUGAAUUCCGGAAAGGUUUGCAUGACUUUGGUGUAAAUUCAACUGAUGAGGAAAUUAAGGAGAUAUUCAAGAAAUUUGAUAAAGACAGCUCUGGUUCCAUCGAUUUCGAUGAAUUUCUCUUGACGAUUAGGCCACCGAUGUCGAAAGCCCGUUUAGCGCUUAUCGAUGCAGCGUUCAAAAAAUUGGAUAAAACUGGCGAUGGUAUAAUUACAGUGAACGACAUGAAAGGGGUUUACCAUGCUGAACGACAUCCAAAAUACAUAUCUGGUGAGAAGACUCGUGAAGAUAUCUUCAAUCAGUUUCUCAGCAAUUUUGAAAUGACAGGUCAUAUUGAUGAAAAGGUAACGAAAGAAGAAUUUUUGAAUUAUUACUGUGGUGUGUCAGCUUCUAUUGAUAAUGAUGCCUAUUUUGAUUUAAUGAUGCGAAAUGCUUGGAAACUUUGA